UUGCCCCGGUGACCCCUCCUCCUCGCGCAGAGCAGGAGGAGCGCUCGCGCGUUGACAUUCCCGCCUCGCAUCUCGUGAACAAGCACCCCGGUUUCAAGGCGCCAUGAGUAAGUCUGGCGCACAGGGAGUAAAGCGCCUGUUUAGAAUAAAAUCACACGACAAAGAGAGCAAGGAGCGAAAACCGUCAAAUGAAGCCGCGACCAGCCCCCGGGACAAGUCGGGCACCCUACCGGCGAGCCCCGGUCCCCUCAGCCCGGGACGCAUCUCCCCAUCGGACGGGGACGUUCCACCCGCCGCCCAGAGAGAGAAGAAGGGAGGCCGGCUGCUGUCGUUCAGGCUGAAACGGAAGAAGUCCAAGCGCAAAGAUAAAGAAGAAGAAGCAGCAGGAGGAGGAGAGGUCUUCUUCCCUGAUGAGCUGGACAGCUUCGACAGUCACUUGAGCUUCGACCAGAUCAGUGUUUCCACAGAGUGUAACUUCCGGACUGAAUCGGACUGGGAGCCUCUUUCGGAGUCCUCCUCCAUGAUCAACUUCGACAUGACUCAGCCACACGGCUUCAAGUACUCCAAGGGCUCGGAGGAGAAGAGAGGAAUGCUGAAUCGUCUCAGCCACUUCUUCAGCUCCAAGAGAAAGAAGAGCAGCAGCAGCAAGCAUCCUUCAGAGGCGUCCCCCGACGUCAGCGCCCCCACGGGCUCACCCCGGUCUCUACGGGAGGGGGACGGGCACAAGACGCCGACUCCGUCUAGAAGAGACAGUGGGGACUGCGGAGCGGAGAGCGCCGACGCCCUCAGCAGGACCUCCAGCCUCAGCGGCUCCAGCGUGGUCUCCGUGCUCGCCGCUGAAGCAAACAGCGACAGCAGCGGAAGAAGCAGUGUGAGGGAAGCGCCCGCCCGCGGGGUCAGCACGGCUGGGGAUUCGACCUCCACCUCUCCGGACGCGGCUGCCACCAAUCAAUCGGGAGGCGGCGUGAGCGAGGCGCUCAGCCCGACCACACGGUCAACGUUUAACAUCUCCCUCUCCAAGGUGGCCGAGGGCCCCACGUCCCCAAACCUCACCUCCAUAAGCUUAGCGUCAAAGACAUCCUCCCUGAAGGUUGGAGAAAAGGGGCACAGCACCACUCUGAGGGGGAUAACGUUAGGCUCUCAGUCCUCCGCCUCACACCCCACCAGCAGCCGAAGGGAAGGCGGGGACUCUCCAGACACAGCCAGGGAGAAGAAGAGGAGGGGUCAGUUGUUCACGUGCGACGCCACAACAGAGAGCGAGCCAGCGCCCCGAGGUGGAUCUCCCGCCCAGCUCCACAAAGCCAUAUGGGUGGAGACGCACCUGGGGCCGGAGGAGGAAGGGGAGGGGGAGGACGGGAGGGAUGUAACGGAACAAGCGGAGCAGGGCUUCAGAGCGGACUCGCCUCCCGUCCUGGCAAUACCUGUCAACGUGAUUCCUGAGGACGACUUGUUCCCUCGGGUCUCUGCCCCCCCCUCAGAGCCCAGUGGCAGCUUGCCAGAGUCAGCCGGCUCCUUGCCCGCCCCCCCACAGCCAGGAGAGCCUGAAACCGGCUCCAAGCAAAGUCCAGUCAGGGAGAAGCACGGACCCACAGACGUUUGGGUGACGCGCAAGACCGUGAACCUGCCUUCAAAACACAAGGUUUUUGCCGAAAGGGUCCAUGUUACCCCGGAGACGGGUUUGGACGGGACUGAACCAGCGGAGGAGGAGCCGAGCAUAGAUUUGUCUACAAAGACUUCAGACACAACGGCAGGAAAAGCACUGCCAAGCCUCCAAAACAACAAGGUAAAACCUGAGGAAGCCGGGAGGAAGCCAGGAACCACAGCCGGGACGACGCACGCACACACAAACACUCCGGAAACCGUCGUUGAGAAAAAAACAGACUUUGAGGCCACAAACUUUGAAGAUACUUCUGGGACUUCAGACAUGCACAGAACUAAGUCUCAAGCGGUGCGGUCUGGGUUGAGAGGCCAAGGAACCAACCAGGCCACAGCCUCUAAACCAGGGCUCAAAGCAGCAGCAGCACAGAGUGAGCAGAGCACGUCCAGUGGAGCAAAGACGCCGUCGUCAGCCAGCAGCAAGACCAAAAAUGGAACAACAAAGGCUAAGGCCUCCGCAGAGAGCACAAGGGCGCGGACUUCCAGUGAUACGCCACCACAGAGGGGACCUGGUGAUGAUAAAAUCGUUUCAUUAAAGGACCAAAGCUCCAGUCCCUCAGGUUCAAAGUCUAAAAUCCCCAAGAGGUCAGCAUCAGAUGCUGAUGUGAAAUCGCCAGUGACGCCAGAUAAACCAUCGGCGACCGACGCCGCGUUGCCACUGGUCACUUCCAAAGGGCAGAAACUACCCAGAAGCAAAGAAGCUUUAAAAUCCCCGCUUCCUGCCACCGAAACAGGCAGAAAACCCAGUUUUGAAGAGAAAGCUCAGUCAGGAGACAUUUCUCCCACUAAAACACACAAGAUAGCAACAAAGCUUACUAAUGAAAAAACGCACAAGGGCCGUGACCCUAAAACCCUGGUAAACGGUGGGGAGAAAGACUUCGAAGAGAGUCGUAUCAGACCGGGACCCACAACUGACCGGGAGGGUCUUGGUGACCAAAAACAAGGGCAAAACCGUCUGGAUGAUAAUGUCUCCUUGGCAUCAAAGAGCCGGUUGCCCGUUUCAUCUCCCACAAGAAAAAGGAACGAUGCGAUUAAUGCAACUUUAAGCAACCAUGAUGAAAAAUUGACAUCUCGUCAGACGGAUUCAGACGGAUCCAGCAGAGUGCAGAAGCCGAGUCCAGAGCAGGAAGAAGUAACUCCACCGCUCCCCGGAAGUCCCAAGAAAGGAAGCAUGCUGGCAACCAAACCAUCCAAACCUCUCUCUAAAAGAAGCAGCAGCCACGAAGAGAGGGACACGCCGACCGGGUGUGUCCCUCAACCUCCCACCGAGCACGGCAGAGACGUGUCAUCAAGGCUCCCCAAACAGAGUGACAACAUCAAGCUCCCCAAAGGUUCUCCUGAUCCCUCAGCUUCUGUUAGCAAGCUUCCUACAAGGGGUCAGAGAAGCUCCAGCAAAGAAAAGCCCAGAAAACAGACAUCUGCUGAGACUUCUGUAAGCACACCAACAUGUAAACGGGAGGUCUCCAACACGGAGACAGCUGACGCAGCAUCUGAGCGUGGCACAGCAGAUGAAGGGAAGGAGGAGGCUGGUGGUGACGCACUCACAGUCACGUCUCUGUCUCCAAAGGAACAGCAGCCAGUGAUAAAACGGACAGACAAUGCCUCCAGUACCGGGGAAGGCAAGCUAAAAGGAAAAGCGACCAAAGAAUUACAAGAGAGCAUAACCAGUCCUGCAGCUGAGGGGAUUAAGAGAGUCCGUCCAACGCAAAACAACAAUGCCAUUAUUCCAGUGAACGUUUCUCCGGUUACUGAGGUUGCAGAGGAAAGUCCAUCUCAGCUGCCUCUCACCGGUGUGAAGGAUUCUAAGGCUGGUUUCCAGCUUAAGAUCAAACAACCAACAAAAGUUGAGUGUACUGAAAAGGAAGACAUCGAGACAUCGAUUGCACCAAAGAUUUGUCAAGAAGAAGUAAAAGAGAAAGACAUUUUAGGGACAACAAAGCUUACAAGUAACCGUAAAGCAGAUUUAAUCCAGGAGAGAGGAGGAGUUACUGAUGCGUCACCCAAACCGGUUCCGGUUGAAACGCCACACAGUGACAUAAUAAGCUCCUCUGAUCAGGAAGGUUUUUCCCUCAAAGAAACAAAAAAGGUCCCCUCUGAGGAAUAUAACAGCAGCAAUAGUGUCCCUGCUAAAGAUCAGGAUGCUGAACCAACUGAUAUUACUUCCAUUGCUGUUUCAGUUGAAUCUAACUUGGCCAAUGUAGAGCAUCAAAAAGGGUUAUUGGAGGAUCAAACAACUAAUAUCAUUCUUAAAAAUGAUUUAGUAGCAGAUUUUGAGGGCAAAGAGGAGGUUGGCAGGAAAGCAGCACAGACUGUGACUGUUUGUGAAUUUCCCAAGAAUGUUGAACAUCAGCUGGACAAAGAGUCUCUUUCACUGACGGGAGAAUUUGAAAGCGCCGACUCACAAGACAGUUGCAAAAAGGAGCCAGAAGGCAAACCUAUCGAAGAUGAAGCAGAGCAAGUAACCACGAAAACCUGCAAGCGGACGGGUCCGUCAUCAGGGGGACAAAUGUCUCCAGUCUGACUCAGGAGAGGGACCACAGACCGAAGGUGUGGAGGCCCUGGAAGAGAAGGAGGCGGAAGCAGAGCAAGCAAGAAGCGCUCUCCAUGAACAUACGAACACGGACAGCGUGGUUGACACCGAGCAGGAAGCUCACAUCAUCUUAAAAGAAAAUGCCAAGAGUGGUGAUAAGGAACCCCAUCAGCAUCUGAAGACACAAACAGGGAAUAAAACACUGGAAGCCAAAGUACUUCCUGCUAAAGAAGAGGCGGUUGAGUAUGAGGAAGCAACUCACUCACCAGAACCGAAAGCUGUAAGAACUAAAACUACUACUCCUAAAGAAGAGCGAAAAACAGAGGAAAUGCUGAUGGAGAAUUUACCAAUUGAGACGGUCGACUCAGAAGUCAGGAGCCACAAGAAGCAGAAAACCGGGAUUGCAAGAGAGCAAGAUGAGAACAUUACAAACAGAGAAGCAGUAGAAAGUGUUAACAGUUCAACAGAGUCCAAAGAAGAAGCUCCAGAGCAGGAAACAGAAAGGCCCAUUUUACAGAUGCAUCCAGAAGCACAAAGCAGUGAAACCCCGAGGGCUGAAUGUGCUAAAGAAGAGACCGAAACAAAGGACGUAUCUGUUGAGACGGGCAUUACCAGUGCUGGCAGUGAAGUUAGCAGUCAACAGGAACCCAUGUCCAUAAUUGUCGGGGAUCAACAUGAGGAAAUAAACAAACAAGAUAGGAGCAGAUCAACAAAAUCUAAAGAUGCAAAUACUGACAUAAAACGGGCACCGGAUGGAGCAGAAGCUCCAGAGAAGAUAUCCCAAAGCCAAAUUGAAGAACUGAAGUUUGUGAGCACCAAAACUCCAAGUGCAGAGGGAACUAAAGAAGAGCGUGAACCCGAGGAUUCCCCCCUGAAGGCUUCGGUGAGUGAGACUGCGAUUAUGAAUUCUGACAGCGACGUUAGCACCCAACAAAACCUCAUGUGCAGACCUGGUAGGGACCAAGAUGAGAACAUAAAAAACAAGUUGCCUGACACCAAACUCCCAAAUUGUAACCUGGAGCAGGCCCCAGAGACAGUAAGAACUGAAGAUUUAAAAGCAGAUACAACUGAAGAAGCCCCCCCUAUGAGCACUGAGGGCGAGAGAAAGGCUGAAACAAAGGAUCCAUCAAAAAGACGUUUGGGGAAUGAGAGGGCAGCUGCAGGCGCCCGCUUUGAGGAGAGCAGUCAACAGGAUCAGAAGUCCGUAAUCGCUAGCACCAAGACCGAGAGCGCUGACGGAGCACAAGACCAGACUGAAACAAAGGAUCCAUCAGUGAAUGAGACGGCAGUGAGGACAGGAAGCCAAAUUCAAGAACUACAAGAUCCAUCCCCA
Gasterosteus aculeatus aculeatus (three-spined stickleback) is the source of this 5519-nucleotide messenger RNA. NCBI's taxonomy places the organism in Eukaryota, Metazoa, Chordata, Actinopteri, Perciformes, Gasterosteidae. The record is from RefSeq and is a predicted model, not a curated record.